GUUUGUUACUUAGAAUUGAGUAAAGUAAUGGCUACACACUCGCCAUUCGUACGCUCUCCGUUUGGGGAGACCACGAACCUCUCCUACAGAGAACAAACGAUCGAGGAGAUGUACUCUGUGCCGGAGAGCUUUUUGGAAAUCGAGGUUAGGAACCCGCAGACCCACGGCGUAGGACGCAAGAUGUACACGGAUUAUGAGAUCGUUUGUAAGACAAACAUCCCCGCCUUCAAACUGCGGCACUCGAUCGUUCGCCGGCGGUACAGCGACUUUGAAGCGUUUCGUGACAUCCUCGAGCGGGAAUCGACACGGGUGAACAUCCCCCCUCUCCCGGGGAAGGUGUUUACCAACCGGUUCUCGGACGAAGUCAUCGAGCAGCGACGGGAAGGACUGGAGAGGUUCUUGAGCAUCGUUGCUGGGCAUCCGCUUUUGCAGACGGGAAGCAAGGUGCUGGGCGCGUUCUUGCAGGAUCCGAGCUGGGACAAGUCCCAAUCGAUGUGAACGAUCCGCGUACCCGAGGGAUCACCUGCAUCCCUUAAGAGGGGAGGUUGGCUGUGUUCCCCUACUAUUGACGUCCUGUUGCAGCUUCACUUGUUUUAUCCCGACCUCAUUGUAUAUCACGUUCUGUUACGUCGUUCUAUGGAAUCAAUCUUC
Dacryopinax primogenitus is the source of this 651-nucleotide messenger RNA. RefSeq names its product Phox-like protein. Gene Ontology annotation, biological process: late endosome to Golgi transport; endocytic recycling. Gene Ontology annotation, molecular function: phosphatidylinositol-3-phosphate binding. Bases 28 to 498 code for a protein of 156 amino acids. The record is from RefSeq and is a predicted model, not a curated record. The transcript has 4 exons. NCBI's taxonomy places the organism in Eukaryota, Fungi, Basidiomycota, Dacrymycetes, Dacrymycetales, Dacrymycetaceae. Gene Ontology annotation, cellular component: retromer complex; early endosome membrane.